AUGAAAAUAUUUCAUCUAUUGCUAAUAAGCUUCUUAGUUUUUGUUGCUAUCUCAUAAGAAACAACACCCACUUGCACUGAUGACUAAGUCUUAGUCAAAGGAAAGUGCAAGGACGUUCAAAAUUGCAAGACAUAAUUGGGAUUCUUUAAAUAAACAUAAGCUAAUGGAAAGAAACAAAUAGCAAAAAGACCUACAUUUGCUUUAGAGUUAAAGGAUGGAAAUCUUUAAUUCUCAUUGACAUUUGCUAAUGGAAAAGAUCUCUAGACUUCUGUAGAAACUGGAUCAACUACAACAUGUAUUCAGAUCAAUUUGAGAAGAUUUGGUGCUGCAUUUACAAAUGAAGUAGCUGAUGCUUCUGUAAUUACCUCAACCUCAACAGACACUUCUAGAACUUGGAGCUUCACCGUCAAUAAAGAGUAUUUAAAUUUUAUAUAAAUAGUUAAUUCGACUCAAUAUUUUUGAAGGAUGAAUCUAAUGAUGAGAUAAAAUACACUGGAUUCUAUGCCAUCUCUGUUACCUUAUUAUUGCCAAAUGAUAAUGGUAUAAAACCCUUGGCUUUCUUUGCUUUUAAAUUUUCUGCUAUUUUUAGUAAAGAUUUAGCAACCCUCAAAUCAAGCGAGAUCAAACCCAAAGUACAAGCUGAGUAAGUUUGUGCUGAUGCUGCUGGAGAAUAAUGUGUCAAUACUGCUCAAUCCACUUUGACCUUGUGUUCUGAUGAUGCUUGUGAAACACCUCUCAAUACAAAUGAAUUAGUAAAAGGAGAAACUAUUUAUCUUAAAUAAUCAAUCACUUAAGAAGGAUUUAAAGGAGGAAAAUGGAAACCAAUGGAUGCUGAAAUAACAGUAGUUGCUAAUGGAGUAACAAAGUCAGUUAAACCUAAAAAAUUGGAUAAAGGAUAGAAUGGUGAAUAAAUGUAUCAACUUAAAUUAAACUUCUUGGGUAAUAAAGUCACCAUUGGUUGUGAAGCCUAAAUGGGAGAAACAACAGCUGCUAGAAUUUUGUAAGAAGCAGCAGAUGAUCCUUCAGUUGUAGGAUCUACCUCUGUUUCAUGUAUUAAAGAGACUUCUUCUAGUACAUGUCCAACAGAAGAAUAAGUACUUACUUACAAUUCAGAGAAUUGUUCAGGAGUCUCAUGUGAUGAUGAUGAAAGUUCAAAUGCAAUGAUAUUCAAAGUUGUAAUUACAAUGUUAGGAUUAUUGAUAUUAUGA
Paramecium pentaurelia is the source of this 1208-nucleotide messenger RNA. The record is from the annotation of a GenBank genome assembly. NCBI's taxonomy places the organism in Eukaryota, Ciliophora, Oligohymenophorea, Peniculida, Parameciidae.